GUGCCCUUCUCGUGGACUGGGACCCAAGUCCUGUCUGGCCCUGCGCUCUGCCGCCCUUUCUCUUCCACAGGAGCCGGUGUGUUCAGCUCUGAACUGCUCUGUGCUUCAUAGUAAUAAAAGUAAUAGUAGGUCAGAGGUUCAUGCUGAUGAAGGUAGUGAAACAGAAAAUAUCAAGAUGAGUAAAAAGCCUCCAAAUCGUCCUGGAAUCACAUUUGAGAUUGGUGCUCGUUUGGAGGCACUGGACUAUUUACAAAAAUGGUAUCCAUCUCGUAUUGAGAAGAUAGACUAUGAAGAGGGGAAGAUGUUGGUCCAUUUUGAACGCUGGAGUCAUCGCUAUGAUGAGUGGAUUUAUUGGGACAGCAAUAGGUUGCGACCCUUAGAGCGACCAGCGUUGAGGAAAGAAGGGCUGAAAGAUGAUGAAGAAUUUGUUGAUUUUAAACCUGGGGAAGAAGUCCUAGCUCGUUGGACAGACUGUCGAUAUUACCCUGCAAAGAUUGAAGCAAUUAAUAAAGAGGGAACUUUCACAGUACAGUUCUAUGACGGUGUUAUUCGAUGUCUUAAGAGGAUGCAUAUCAAAUCUAUGCCAGAGGAUGCAAAAGGGCAGGCGCGCGAGAGGGAGCAGAUAGCGCCGGAGCUGAGAUUAGUGACGGAAAUCGAACCAAAAGAAGAUUGGAUAGCUUUGGUCAAAGCUGCUGCAGCAGCAGCAGCCAAGAACAAAGCAGGAAGCAAACCUAGAACCAGCGCAAACAGCAAUAAAGAUAAAGAGGAGAGAAAAUGGCUAAAAAUUCCUUCAAGAAAGGAAGAAACUUCAACGUCUACAAUCAUGCAGGAAGUCCAAAAAAAGGAAGAGGAACCUACAUCUAGUGAUACAUUUGGUUUUCCUGUGGUGGAUGUUCCAAAGAUGGCCUUUGUGCGGGCAGAGAGCACGUUAUCCCACAAGAGGAAAAGUAAUCUGGGCAACUCAUUUCAGGCAAAGAGAGCUCGUCUUAACAAGAUCACUGGUUUAUUGGCAUCCAAAGCUGUUGUUGCGGAUGGUGCUGAAAAAAAGGAAGGCAACAAAGAAACAGCUCCAGUCCUGGAGCAGGAGAUUUCACCUAAACCACAAAGUCAGAAAAAAAAUGAAGCUGAUAUUAGCAGUUCUGCCAGCAUUCAGAAACCUGCACUGUUAUCCUCAACUUUGUCUUCAGGAAAGGCUCGCAGCAAGAAAUGCAAACAAGAAUCUGGAGAUUCUUCUGGGUGUAUAAAGCCCCCUAAAUCACCACUUUCCCCAGAGUUAAUACAAGUCGAGGAUUUGACGCUGGUCUCUCAGCUUCCUUCUUCUGUGAUAAAUAAAACUAGUCCAUCACAGCCAGUGAAUUCCCCUAGAUCCUACAAACAUAGCCAGCGGAGGAGAAGAUCACAGCGUUUAGCCACUUGCUCGUUGCCUGAUGAUUCUGUAGAAAAAGUUUCCUCUCCCUCUACAGUUACUGAUGGAAAAGUGUUCUCCAUCAGUGCUCAAAAUCAACAGCCAUCAAAAUUGGAGGUACCUGAUGUUGCUCAUAUGUCACUUGAGAAGCGUGGACCAUGUCUCCCUCUUGACUUAAGCCGUAGUUCCGAAGUUACAACACCAUUAUCCACAGAAUCCACUUUCCGUAAUGAAUAUCCCAAUAAAGAAAAGGAAGAUAUUCAGAUGAUUACAUAUCUUUCUUCCAAAGCAGUAACUGAUGGAAGAGUAGCUACAACAGCGUCAGGUGCAGUGAGACUGGAAAGGAAAGGAAAACUGGAAGAGAAAAGCUCCUCAGCAUAUGGUAAAAAGAAAGAAAAGGAAAAGGAGAAAAAAGAUAAAAAGGAGAAAGAUCAUAAAUCAAAACAGAAAAAGAAGAAGAAGAAAAAGAAGAAAUCUAAGCAGCAUGAUUAUUCGGAUUAUGAAGACAGUUCUGUUGAAUUCUUGGACAGAUGCUCCUCUCCGUUAACACGGUCCUCGGGGAGCUCCCUGACUUUGCGCAGCAUGUUCUCAGAGAAGAAUACAUCGUACCAGUAUCCAAGAGCUAUCUUAUCUGUUGACCUUAGUGGAGAAAACCUUUCAGAUGUGGAGUUCUUGGAUGAUUCUUCCACAGAGAGUUUGUUACUUAGUGGUGAUGAAUACAAUCAGGAUUUUGAUUCAACUAAUUUUGAAGAGUCUCAGGAUGAAGAUGAUGCUCUCAAUGAAAUUGUAAGAUGCAUCUGUGAACUGGAUGAAGAAAAUGGCUUUAUGAUUCAGUGUGAAGAAUGCUUGUGUUGGCAACACAGUGUAUGCAUGGGGUUGUUAGAGGACAGCAUUCCAGAGCAGUACAUCUGUUAUAUCUGCAGAGAUCCACCAGGUCAGAGAUGGAGUGCCAAAUAUCUUUAUGAUAAAGACUGGCUAAACAAUGGACACAUGUGUGGAUUAUCAUUUUUGAAAGAAAACUAUUCUCAUCUUAAUGCCAAAAAGAUUGUGUCAACGCAUCAUCUACUGGCAGAUGUAUAUGGUGUAACUGAAAUAUUGCAUGGACUGCAGUUGAAGAUUGGGAUAUUAAAAAAUAAGCAUCACCCAGACCUUCAUCUCUGGGCUUACUCAGGGAUGCGGAAAGAACAAGAACAAAUAACUCUUGGGGUAGAGAAAAAAAUAGUGACUUUGCCAGACCUUGUUCAUUCAAUUGGAAGGACUCAAAAUCAUAAACAGCCGCCCAGCUUACCCCAAAAGAUGGAAGAAACGUAUAUCACAAGUGAGCACAGUUACCAAAAACCGCAGAGUUUUAUUCAAGACUGCAAAGCACUCACUGACCCAAUGAGCUCAGAUGAUGAAGAUACAAGUAGUUUUGAGGAAGAUCAGGAAUUUCUUUCAGAGAAUAAAAACUGUUUACAAUAUUCUUUUAAAGAUGAUGGCAUGCAUGAUCAAAGGAAUUCUGCUGAAGGGAACACUGUGUUUGUUUGUAAUGAAAAAAAAGGCUCAGAAGAGCAAGUGGACACGCAUCUUCAAUGGCAGCUAAAUCUCCUUACCCAUAUAGAGAAUGUACAGAAUGAAGUCACCAGCAGAAUGGACCUGAUUGAAAAGGAAGUUGAUGUUCUAGAAAGCUGGCUUGAUUUCACUGGAGAAUUGGAGCCACCAGAUCCUCUUGCAAGGUUGCCUCAGCUCAAGCGACGUAUUAAACAGCUCCUAAUUGACAUGGGGAAAGUACAACAAAUAGCAACGCUUUGCUCUGUAUGACAAAAGGAAGAAUAAAGAAAUAAAAAUAGGCUUUCUACACAGUGACUUUUCUUAUUAGCCGCAAGACUGACAGGAGGAAGACGGCAAAAAGCUGAGCGUUUAUCUGGUUCUGUGCUGAUUACAGUAAUAGCCUGAAGCUUUAGAGAGAGGAGAGGAGAUCUAGACUAAGGAAUUUGUUAUGCUGAAAAUCUGAAUAUUCAAUGUCCAAGCUUCAAAGUGUAAUAUAUUACACACUGAGAAAUGUUAAUGUAAUCUUAACAUGAUAAGCAAGGCAUUUGCCUCAUAUAAGAAAGCUGAACAAACAAAAAUUCUGCAAAGAACACUGCUACCGUUUUGAAACCUUUGGCAGAAAGUUCCAAAUUCACAGAAGUCAAAUGACUAAAAACAAUCCUUGGGAAAUGCAUUUUUAAUAAAUUCCUUUUAUCUUGCUAGUGAAAGAUAGACACAGAGAGCUCUGUAUCCUCUCUACAAGAAAAGUUUAUAGAUUGUUAUUUUCUUCUCUCAUGAAUGUUUGGGAAAAUGAACAUAUUAGCUUUGGUUUUGAAAGAAAUGACUUGCCAUGGUCUCCUUUUUUAAAGUAUUUUUUUAAAUAGAAAUCCUCAUUACAGCACCCUUAGGCUCCUUUAAAACAUAAGUGGCAAAUAGUUGUCCGAUGUGCCAAAUAAUGUUAAAAACCACUGGGAUGAGAGUUUUGAGUAUGACUUACAUGAAGGUUUUUUCCAAAGUCCUACUUGGUGCCAGCAAUCCAUCCAAAAUUGUAUCUAGUUUAUAUUUUUUUAUGUUCUAUUGCAGUAUUCAGGAUUCAGAUUACAAUUUUGUCCUGAGUAGCUCUGUUUUCAUGUUAGCCCUCUGAAACUUUAUCAGCCUCAGCUGGGAUGAGGAAUGACAAGAGCAGCAAAAAUGUCUGUGACUGUGAAUUACUAAACCACUAGAAUAAAUAUCACAGGAUACAUUAUCAAAGAUGUUUUUAUAAAAACUGUCCACUUCAGUGAAUGAAACAUCAUGAAACCAAAGGCAGCCUAGUUGCUCUGUUAGAUCUUGCUGGAUUUUGAGCCCAGGACUUUCCCUGUGCUUAUAAGUUGCCGCUGUACCCAGUGAUACAUACGUACUUCUAUGUGUAUGUAUGUAUAUGUGUAUAGAUACACAUGUACAUAUAUGCAUACCAUAUACAUUUAUAUCUACACAUGUCUAGUUUUAUUACAAUAAACUAUAAGAACUGGUGGUUAACAUGAAAUGUUACCUUUUAACAAGCAGUUUCUAAAAUUGAAAAUAAUGUAUGUACAGCUUUUGAAAUUUGUAAAAUAUGACUGUUAAAAGGAGGCUAUUUAACAGAUGACGUUAAGAUACUUGAACAUUUUAUGCCUCGCAUCUGUUUAUCAGUUCUAGUUAUCUGUAUAAAUGCAUUUUAGAACCGAUAGACAGUAAACUUGAAUUUACCUUUUGAUAAGAGUACAAGCCACUGUACAUUCAAAAAUUAUUUAAAUUUGCAAACACACUGUUCUAUAUGUAAGGUACUGUAUGUAAAACUGUUUAUUAAAAGUAUUCUGCAUACUUUACAUUUUCCACUUUUCUUCCUGAUCUACAUACAAAGAAAAAAAUUGAUAAUGUACAGACCAUCAAAAAAUCAUAAAUUCUGGAAUGCCUUUUGAGAAUCUGUAAAAUUGAAAAACGUGCCAAAGAUGGGUUAUCUAGGAAAGAUUUUGCAACCAGUGUGUUGAACUUUCAUGAUAAAACCAUUAUUGAGAAAGAAAGUAGCAUGGCUUGCUCAUUGCUAAAAUAGACCUACUCUGCUGUUUCCCAUCUGUCUGUCAUGUCCGAAGUAAGUUAUCACUCUUGAUGUCUAAAGCAAAAUGUAAACCCCUGUUACAGAGCAAUUGCUAUUUGAAAAGUCUUGCUGCAUCAGUCUUACAGGAGAUAACUACAACUCUGUAUGAUAAGUAUAACAUGGAAGUUCAUUAUGGAAUCAUGGUUGGCAACUUCGUAAUACAGAAAGAAUACAACAGCUGAGGAAUUGUUGGCAUUUUAAUAGUAUUUGUUGUUAAAUAAAAUACCUUGAUGCGUUAUAUAGUUGGAUGCUUAAAUAACUGCUUAAAACAAUACGAGUAGUUGAGUGACCUACUUGCUUUUUUGAUAUGAGACUUUUUUUAUAUAUAAUUCACUUGCUGCAUAUCCUUGAAUGUGGUACUGUGUGUACUGUAUAAGAGAAGCGUAAGCACAGAUGAAUUACUUUGAAACAAAGUGGAGUGUAUGUACAUAGUUUAUACCGCAUACACUAUAGCAUUAUUAUGCAAUGCGUGUGCAUGGACGUGAUGUAAUAUAAUUGUAAAUGUGACUGAAGGUGGAGAUGGACUGAAGGAUUUCAGGUGGGAGGAAGGAGGUUCCGUUCUUACAGCAGCAAUGUAAGAAUAGUAUCCUGAAAAGGAAAUUGUAGUAAGGUCAAAAUUAAAGUUGCCCUUGCAGCUUUAAUUUAUUUUCUGUUUGUAUAUGUGGCGGUCUCCAAACUUACGUGACCAUGUAAUUCUGUCCUUGAGGAACCUGCCUUAUUCAGCAUGGCCUGUGCUUACAAAGCAAGUAAUCUGUUCAGUAUUUCUUUUUUAUCUUCUCUUCUUAUGUAGUCAAGUAUUAUAAAAAUUCUUGCAGGCAUUCAUAUCUGAUGUGAAAUACAGUCUCAUUUUGCUAUUGGA
Struthio camelus australis is the source of this 5889-nucleotide messenger RNA. Lineage: Eukaryota; Metazoa; Chordata; Aves; Struthioniformes; Struthionidae. The record is from RefSeq and is a predicted model, not a curated record.